CCUCAAAUAGACACCGUUUCGCGAGGAAAUGGUACCGCAUUUUAAACAUUGACUUCUCUGCAGAUUUUCACACACGUGUUUAAGUGAAUGGACUUCAGCUACCAUACCAAAUUGUCAGUGAUGUUGUUGAGAGAUGGGGGUUAAAGCCAGCAAUUUGAUGUGGUACGACCAGACCGGUCGUACAAAAGACUCAUUCUAUAUCUACAGCUUCAAGUUACCUCCCCCUAGUUUUAACUACAAUUGGACUGACCUCCACUACGCAGCCAGUCAUGGAAACACAUCCAGAAUUCAGGAAAUCAUACAUAAAUCAGGAAACAAAAGUGUGAACUACCAAGACUACUACGGUAAGACACCAUUGUACUGGGCUGCCUAUAAGGGCUACAAGUCUUGUGUUGAGGAACUCCUGAAAUGUGGUGCAUUAAUUAACAUUCACUGUCGAAAUGGAGGGACACCAUUACAUGCAGUAGUUGGACUCUACCCUGAUUGUGCCUUAUUUCUCAUACAACAUGGAGCCAAUGUAAACCACGUGGAUAAUUGGGGUGUGACACCCAUGUAUUUAGCAGCCUCCAGUGGUCAGCUGGAGGUCAUCAGGUACCUACUGGCAGCUGGGGCUAAACCAACAUUCCGAAAUAGGAAGACGGGUGAUAUUCCCAAACAGCUUGGUGUUCAUAAGCAGUUUUGUGAUUGGCUUGUGAAGUUAUCCAAGAACCCACCGUCCCUUCAACAGCUGUGUCGUACCAAAGUCAGAGAGAGGCUCGGUGAACCACUCAAGAUUAAGAUGACCACCUUGAACAUUCCAACAAAAAUGAAGGCAUACGUUUCCCUGGAGGAGUUUAGCUAGUCUCUGUGCCUUAAGCAUUAUAUGCAAUUUACUUUAGAUAAUACCAGUAGGUUAUAGGAAGUUCUUCAAAUGGUGUCUUUUGAUAUGCAGAUCUUGGAGCAUUUGAUUGUAAAGAAAUGGUUUAGCAAGGUUCAUAACAUCAGAAUAGUGGACUGUGCCAGUAUUUUGUUUUACUCCAGUAAACUGGUAUUGGUCUUUGCGAUGUCUGCUCAAUUGAUGUUGUACAUGUUACAUAUAGAGUUAAUAUAUUUACAUUCCAAAAUAGUGAGCUUGUAAACAGGGACAAGGGGGCCCAAUCACUUUUGAAGUCUCUGACAAGGUUUUAUGCAAAGCAUAGCCGAAUCGACUUUUAUGUGAUAACAAAUUGUUACCACUUAGGUAAGGAAGAAAAUAUUCCUGUUGUUUUCUCUGUUAAUGUAAUCUUAUUGUACUAUUUUCUGUACAAGUGAAUACAAGAUUUUAGUGUAUCAGGUAGUUUUCAAUGUACAGCUUAAACAUUUUGUUGAUACAUUACCACCUUGAACACUGAAUAUGUCGGUGCAAACACACUUCACACUGUUUUUCAUUUGGUGAAUGUGACAGUGUAGUCUUUGAAAUGUCACACAUAAUUUUCUUACUGGUUGAAAUACAUGAACUUUUAUUUAAUAUAUAUUUAGCAAUCCAAAGAAAAUAUUUCACAAUAUACACAUAGUCAUCUUUUAACAGCUAUGACAUUUUCUAAGUGUUCUCUGUACUGAAAUUUUGAUUAUUUUGCUCCCCAAAGAGAGAGCAUAAAGUGGCUGCUUUUUCUGUCAGUAAAUUUGUCUGUCCAUCGUACACUUGUCUGGAGUGUAACACAAAAACUGUAAGAGGCAUCAACAUAAACAUUCAUAGGUAGAUAGAUCUCAACAAGGAGAAAUGUCGUGUACAAGAACCAUAACUCUCUAUGCAUUAUUUAGGAAUUAUUGCCCUUUGUUAUUUUUGUACUUAAAUUUUGUCCAGGGCAUAAAACAAAAACUAUAAGAAGUAUCAAAAUAAAACUCCUAAGUGGAUAGAUUUUGAUGAAUGAAAGUGCAGUGUACAAGAACCAUAGUUUUUUUUUCCCCAUUUGGGGAGCAUAACCCGUCUCCGACAGCCCUUGUUACAUGAAGGGAGUACAUUUAUAUGCAUAUGGUAUAUUAUUGUGUGCGUCAUACUUUUGUGAUGUAAAUGUUGGUUCUACAAUAUAAAACUUGUGUAUAUAACAACCAUGGCGUACCAUUAUACACAUGUAAUUACAGAAUAAAUUUUCUGCAAACCUUUUCUUUUCAAGGUAUCUGGGGUAUCUUAGUA
This is a messenger RNA of Ylistrum balloti, 2152 nucleotides long. Its product is annotated as ankyrin repeat, PH and SEC7 domain containing protein secG-like. Gene Ontology annotation, biological process: intracellular signal transduction; positive regulation of protein catabolic process; protein ubiquitination. The record is from RefSeq and is a predicted model, not a curated record. The transcript is spliced from 5 exons. NCBI's taxonomy places the organism in Eukaryota, Metazoa, Mollusca, Bivalvia, Pectinida, Pectinidae. Bases 134 to 841 code for a protein of 235 amino acids. Gene Ontology annotation, molecular function: protein binding.